Molecule: messenger RNA, 2035 nt
Organism: Notolabrus celidotus (New Zealand spotty)
Lineage: Eukaryota; Metazoa; Chordata; Actinopteri; Labriformes; Labridae
Gene: ak8
Product: adenylate kinase 8
Biological process (GO): nucleoside triphosphate biosynthetic process
Cellular component (GO): cytoplasm
Molecular function (GO): nucleoside diphosphate kinase activity; ATP binding; AMP kinase activity
Source: RefSeq, a predicted model, not a curated record
AGAACAGUAACGUUCACUGCGCAAGCGCGACGAUGACGCUCGCCCCUAACAACAACAAACAAACGCCCCUUGGUAACCGGCCCGUGAAGCAGAAUUAACGGAAAAGUCCCGCAUGCGCAGUUACACCAGAGAGAAGCUAACGUUGAUGCUAAAGUAGAGACAGAAAGGAAAAAGGAACCAUCAGGUCUGUCUCCCCCCCUUCCUCCUGCUGGUCAUGGAUGAGACGGUGAAACCUCUGAGGAUCCCUCCUCAGAUGUCCAUCUACGCAGACAAACACAACAUCUUCCACCUGACGCAGAGCAUGCUGUCCAGUCUGGUGAUCGAUCAGCCUGAAGAUCCGAUCAGUUAUCUGAUCAACCUGCUGCAGAGGAGCAGUGUGGACAUUCCCAGGGUCAUGGUGCUCGGUCCUCCUGCUGUCGGGAAACAAACAGUGGCCAAAAAGCUGAGUGCGGAGCUGAAAGCGGUUCAUGUGACCUUAGAUGGUUUACUGGAGGACCAGUCAGAGCUGAGCGAAGAGGCACGCAAAUACAUGCUCAGAGAGGAGGAGCUUCCUGCUGAUCAGCUGGUCCGUCUGAUUAAGCAGAGACUGGACAAUGUGGACUGCUUUAACCAGGGCUGGCUGUUAGAAGGAAUCCCUCAGACUCGUCUGCAGGCUCUGAGUCUCCAGCAGGCCGGCAUCAUCCCCGAACAUGUUGUGAUGCUGGAUGCUGCAGAUGAUGUGCUGUUGGAGAGGACAGGGAAACUGGUGGACCCAUUAACAGGAGAUGUUUUUCACAAGACUUUCAUCUGGCCGCUUGAAAACAGCUGUCGCUGAGCGUUGGAGGGAGAGCAGAGUCGGUCGGAGAAGCAACGAUUGGCUGAGCUGCAGCGUUACCGCUGUGAGGUCACAGGUCUGAGCUCAGCCUAUCAGCACGUCCUGAAGAUCAUCAACAGUGACCAACCUCAUGCUGACGUCUACCAGCAAGUGUUGGCUUUUGUUCGGACUCGUCGCCGCCCCAGAACUCCCAGGAUCCUCCUGUUGGGUCCGCCAGGGUCAGGGAAGAGUCAUCAGGCCAGGGUGCUGUCAGAGAAAUACAAGAUGGUGGAUGUGUGUUGUGGUCAGCUGUUGAGGUCUGUCGCAGCUGAAGGUUCAGCUAUGGGUGAAAAAAUUAAACCUUACCUGGAUCAAGGAAGACCAGAGCCUACAUCCUUGGUGGUCCAGGUUCUGGAGGAGCGUCUGAGCCAAGGUGACUGCAGCUGCAGGGGCUGGAUCCUUCACGGCUUCCCCAGUGACCUGCAGCAAGCCAAGAGCCAGGAGUCCCGCACCCAGCCCAACAGAGUUUUCCUCCUGGAGUUGACGGCUGAUGUUUGUCUGGAGAGAAUCACUCUCAGAGCCACAGAUCCAGUCAGCGGAGAGAGGUUCCACGCUGUGACGCGACCUGCUCCGAGCUCUGAGGUUCAGGACCGACUGCAGACCAGACCUGAGGACGGCACAGAGACUGUGACACGCAGACUGAGACAGUACAGGAUGAACAUCACAUCCCUGCAGACUUUGUUUCCAGAUGCUAUUCCUAUUGAUGCUGAUCAGGAUCCUCACUCUGUGUUGAGGCUCUGGAGAGCAGACUGACGACUGAAUGAAACCUGGACUCUCCUGACCUGAGAACAGAAGUACUUUAGAGUCUUUGGAACUUUUUUUUUUAUCUCAUUUAAAUCAAAUAUCGUUGUUUGCGUCAGAGCACUAAAUGUUUGGUGUUUCCAUUCGCCUAUUCAGUUUUGAAGAGUCCUCUACAUUUGUAUGUUCACGCUCCUUCUUCAGUGUCCAAUUCUCCACACUCAGCUUCGUUGGAGUUUUUGUGAUGUAAAUUUUAACUUUAGAUGAAGCUCAGUAUUUCAGAAACACAUAUAUCAAUACAAAACUACAGUCUGUGUUCUUUCAGGUCAAUUUCAGGUUUCAGUAAUGGAGUCUGGCAGCUUAUCUUUGAGAGAGAGCGGUGUUAUAAACUGUAUGUUUCUGGUUAAAAAGCAUCCUAUUAAAAUAUUCUCAAGUAUUCCUUCA